CUUCCACAAAGUGAGACGCAAAACAACCUUGGAAAAAUGAAAAAUAGUUGAUGUAUGUCCUGUGAUGAAUCAUUUUUAAAUUACACGUUGGUGUAUAUAUAUAAACUUUGAUACCAUUACAACAUUCAAGUUUAUUUCAUAAGAUUAAGAUGUCUUGGGGAGCGCCUGGUGCAAGACCUCAAUAUGGUGGUUAUGGACAACCACAGGGUGGUGGAUACAACCCAUCAGCUCCCCCUGGUGGUGGAGGAUAUGGUGCCCCUCCCCCUUAUCAACAGCAACGACCAUCAGGAUAUGGACAGCCGCCCCCUCAAUAUGGUGGAGGAGGAGGAUACCAACAAAGUGGCUACCAGCAGCCACCUCCACAGUCUGGAUAUGGAGGGUAUGGUGGAGGACCCCCUCCACAGGGGUAUGGUGGUCCAGGCCCCGGGGGACCACCUGGGGGUUAUGGCCCGCCCCCACCUCCAGGAGUCACGCAAGAUGUGUGGAACAUGUUUCAGGCCGUAGAUCAAGAUAGGUCUGGUCAAAUUAGUGCACAAGAGCUCCAGUUUGCUCUAAUGAAUGGCAAUUGGUCUCCAUUCAACCCUGAGACCUGUAGGCUCAUGAUUGGCAUGUUUGAUCGAAACAAGAAUGGAACAAUUGAUGCCCAGGAAUUUGCAGCAUUAUGGAAAUAUAUCCAAGAUUGGAAAGCAUGCUUUGAGAGGUUUGAUACAGAUAGAUCAGGAAACAUUGAUGCUAGGGAACUUCACACUGCCUUCCAGACAUUCGGUUAUAACCUUUCUCCCCAGUUCUGUGAUACUGUAGUCAGAGUGUUUGAUCGACGUGGUGCCAGGAACAUCAACUUUGACGACUUCAUUCAGGCCUGUGUGAUGCUAAAGACCCUCACAGACAAAUUCAGGGUGAAGGACACACAGCAGAGAGGGGUUAUAAACAUCAGCUAUGAAGAUUUCCUUGAGAUGGUUUUGGACAACACCAUUAUGAAUGUGAAGUGAUCUCUCGGACUGCCCACGUAAUUCUUGUUGACCAUAUCUUCCACACAGGGACACAACAAAUCAUCAGUUGACCACAGUUCAUCAUUCCCAGCACUGAUUUCACUUGUUAAUCUUCUCAGCUUUUGAUGAGAUAGCUGUUAUAUUUAUUGAUAUUCAGUAGAGUCAGGAUUUUCCCCUGAUAUGUAUAUUUUUAAUGUAGAUUUUUCAUUACUCUUUAUUAUGUGUAGUUCAGGAAUGAUAUUUGUGUGUAAAAAUCAAUAGAAACUGCUGUUUUUUUGGUCAAUUUUUAUCAUAUCAACACUGCAAAAAACCUGUUAGAUAUUUUGUAACUUAGUUCUUUAUGUCAUAAAAAUGACUUGAAAGAAAGUUUGCAUUGAACAAAUUUUAUGCUUAUCAUAUGUGGAGGGGGUGGGUGUUUGAAAAUGUUAUGAACUAUUUUUUUUGUACAACUUUGAUGUCAUAUGACAUGGGGCUUAAUUGACUCUCGAAAAAAUAUCAUUCUUCUAAAAUUCUUUCUAUUUCAUGAUAAAAUAAAUGUAGGUGGGGGUGUAUAUCUGAAGUGGUUAUGAAGAAUGGGGGAGAGAGUGUGUGUGUGUGUGUGAUGAAGAAUAGAAAUUUGCCUCACAAAGCUUUGCUUUCUGUUUGAUCUUAUAGGUAAUGAAUGAAUUGUCAAGGGCUUUCUGUAUAAUCAUUUUACUUUACAAAAAUAUCACCCUGUGAUCAUGUCUUGUUAUUAUUGAAAUUCUUAAUUGAUUAAUGCAUCACUUUGCAUUCUUAAUUAAAUUCUUUUCUUCUCUGUGUUAUUUUUAAAUGCAUUUUAUUGAAUCCUUUGAUCAGGUGUUGCCUGCAGGCAAUUAAUAUUAAUCAGUGCAGUUUGUCAGCAAAUCUUAUAAUUAAUCUUGUUCUUGAACAAGUCCCAAGUAUUUUACAAGUAUAAGCAAGUUAUUCUAGAAUUUAGUGUUGUUAGUUAUUAUAAUCGUAAAUUUAUCAUUUUUUUCAUACAUGUUUAUACAUUAUGUACCUUGUGUGAGUAAAUC
Saccostrea cuccullata (small rock oyster) is the source of this 2026-nucleotide messenger RNA. Its product is annotated as programmed cell death protein 6-like. Gene Ontology annotation, molecular function: calcium ion binding. NCBI's taxonomy places the organism in Eukaryota, Metazoa, Mollusca, Bivalvia, Ostreida, Ostreidae. Bases 150 to 989 code for a protein of 279 amino acids. The transcript is spliced from 7 exons. The record is from RefSeq and is a predicted model, not a curated record.